AUGGGAGAAUUAAUAGCACCUGGAAUCAUGUAUUGUAAUGCUUGCCUAGGUUCAACUGAUCCUCAAUAUCAGACAUAUAACCUGACAGUUUCGGGUGUUCUACUAGCCAUCGUAGGCACCAUCGGCUUAGUUUCCAACUUUCUUGUUGUACGAGUAUAUACUCACAAGGAUCAUCGGAUACAUUCAACUUCAAUUUACCUAGCAGCUUUAGCUUUCUCUGACUUCUUCCUCAUACUAACAGCAAUGUUUUUAUUUGUGUUGGAAGCUUGGCGACAUCACAAUUAUCCAACUCUUGCUUGGCUAUACGUUAUUGGAGCUCCGUUCAUAUUCCCCAUAGCUGCUGUAUUCCAAACAUCCUCCGUGUAUUUCUGUGUAGCAGCGGCGGUGGAUUGCUUCAUCUCUGUCGUUCUGCCGGAUUCUGUACGUCAACUGUACUGCACACCAAAGCGAGCCAAAGUCACAUGCACAUGUAUCAUGAUAUUCUGUAUCUUAUACAACAUCCCUCAUGUCCUCGAGCUUGACAAAGUUGAUUGUAUUGGAAAUGAUGGAAAACUCAGCGCCCAAAUUUGUCCGUCAGAUAUCAGGCUGGACCCGGCUUAUUAUGCAAUUUAUUAUACUUAUAUGUAUACAACUUUCCUGGCUAUAGGACCACUCCUGCUGUUAAUCCUCUUGAACAUAUGUGUGGUUUUCACUGUCCUUACCAAAAAAUCAGACGGGGGAAGAGUUGAUUCCGACACAAUUAGUCUCAUUCUUGUCGUUUUCUUCUUUAUUUUCUGCAACUUCACUGCCCUACUUGUGAAUUUUAUGGAAAUUAUACUGAAUGAUCCGAACAUUCUUGUAUAUUUUGUGGAUUUGUCGAAUUUGUUAGUUGUUAUCAAUGGUACAUGCAACUUCUAUUGUUAUUUAAUAUUUGGCGCUAGUUUCCGGAAAACAUUAAAAGAAAUUUUAUGUGAAAAAAACGAGAAGUCACCCAAAUUCAUUUGGGAUCGCUCAGGUGGAUCAAAAAUUCCAGAAAACCAUACAUUGUUAUGA
Auanema sp. JU1783 is the source of this 1032-nucleotide messenger RNA. The record is from the annotation of a GenBank genome assembly. NCBI's taxonomy places the organism in Eukaryota, Metazoa, Nematoda, Chromadorea, Rhabditida, Rhabditidae.